Molecule: messenger RNA, 2400 nt
Organism: Nematostella vectensis (starlet sea anemone)
Lineage: Eukaryota; Metazoa; Cnidaria; Anthozoa; Actiniaria; Edwardsiidae
Product: protein cereblon
Exons: 12
Coding region: 210-1556 (448 amino acids)
Source: RefSeq, a predicted model, not a curated record
GGGUUUUAGAAUUUGUUUGCGGUAGAUAUUCCUAAUGAAAAUCGCCGUCAAAGAUGAGACUACUACAGUAGAACCCCGCUAACUUGAACUCUGAAGGGAAGCAAAAAUCAGUUCGAGUUAGCGGGGAAUUCGAGAUAGCAGAGUAUGAAUCGAUGUGCUUUUACCCAUGAAUCUUCGGGGUCGUAUCCAGAAGUAGCAUAAAAACAAACAUGGCGGACGAUUCGUCGAGCGACGACGAACAAGACAUCGAGGAUGGCUACGAUGCGAUGCAAGAGAUUGAAGAAUACCACGGGGAGUCGAGCUCUGAAUACUCCGACUCUGGUUCCUCACACAUUGAUAAUGGAGACGGUCCCAGACCACUAAGUAUCGCGUUUGACCCAUCAUUACCAACAAGACAUGAGUAUCUUGGUGAAGAGAUGGACGAGUUCAGUGGUCGAACUGUUCUGGAACCAAAUAAUGUAUUGCAACUCCCCCUUCUCACACUUCCUGGCCUAAUUCUGGUGCCAGGGCAAACUCUACCGCUUCACAUAUUCCAGCCACAGACUGUUGCAAUGAUGAAGAAUGUUAUUGACAAAGACAGAACAUUUGGUCAAGUUAACUCAAGAUAUGGUUCUAACAGGAACCAGCUGUUAUCCUCAAUUGGGACUACUGUGGAAAUAUUCUCAAUGAAGGAAGAAGUAGAGGCAGGAAUAACAACAAUCAGGAUCAAGGCUACAGGAAGACAGCGAUUCAGGAUUAUUGACAUCCGGACACAAGUUGAUGGAAUUCCUCAAGCUACUGUCCAGAUUCUACCAGAAAUCACCCUAUCCCCACACCCCGAGGGAGGUUUGCUUUCAUGCUAUUCCAAGUCUGGUUGCCAAGCAACUUGUGGAGGGUGCUUGCCAAAGUAUCACCCGCCAGGAGGGGGUGUUGGCAAGCCACGCCUUGGUGUCAGCCGCUUCAGAAGAGUCAACACAAGUCUGAGUAGCUGGCCAGAAUGGGUCUAUAGACUUUAUAAUCCUUUUAGCUUGAUGGAUGAAAUCAAGAAACUUCUACUGAGCUGGAAUGAGUCCAUGCGAGUGGACAAUCUUCCUAUCUGCCCGACAGAGUUCUCAUUUUGGAUAGCAGCAAACCUUCCGCUGGACGACAGAUUGAGGCUUCAAAUACUGACAAUAAACUGUCCUACCCAGCGACUGCGCAAGGAACUCAGCAUUAUGCAAAAGUGCAGCGUAUUGUGUUGUCGGGACUGCAACUCAACUAUUGCUUAUAAAAAUGAGCUUUUCAGUAUGUCGCUGGAUGGCCCUUUAGGCGCCUAUGUGAACCCUGGUGGGUUUGUGCACGAGACGCUCACAUUCUAUAAAGCGCUGGGCAUUCGCCUCCGGGGGCACCCCACUGCGGAAAACAGCUGGUUUCCAGGAUACGCCUGGACGAUUGCCGAGUGUCAACAGUGCUCCAAUCACCUCGGCUGGCGGUUUAGCGCCAUCAAGAAAGGCUUGAGUCCCGGCAAGUUCUGGGGAUUGACGCGGUCUUCGCUCAAACCUUCCAUGAAGGACGAAGGGAUAACGGAUGACAGUUAGUGAACGAAGGGAUAACGGAUGACAGUGUAACGGAGGGAUAACGGAUGACAGUGUAACGGAGGGAUAACGGAUGACAGUGUAACGAAGGGAUAACGAAUGACAGUUUAACGAAGGGAUAACGGAUGACAGUUUAACGAAGGGAUAACGGAUGACAGUUUAACGAAGGGAUAACGAAUGACAGUGUAACGAAGGGAUAACGGAUGACAGUUUAACGAAGGGAUAACGGAUGACAGUGUAGUAGAGAGGUUCUUUAGUUCCACAGUAUGUUAUAUUUUCCUGGUUUUUACAUCGCGCAUAAUUUGGUUUCACUGCUCACAUGCCAGGCCCGUAUCCAGGAUUUUUCUGGGGGGGGGGGGGGGGGGUGCGAAAUCCGAUUAGUUUGGUGCCUGUUUUGUGUAACCCGCUUAUGCCUUAUGGUUUCGUCUACAAAUAGCACGUCUAUUCCGAACCUGAAGUGGGUUUUCUGCCGUUGUGUGUAUGUGUGUGGGGGUUGGGAAAUGCGGACGCACCCCCCCCCCCCCCCCCCCCCCGUGCCUGCAUGCAUAGGUAAAUUCUCGCUGAUGAAAUUCCCUCUCCAUUCCUCAAGGUAGUACUCUUUUUAGAAAAAGAAUGAAAUAAAUAAAACUCUUUAAUAAUACCAGUAAUGAUGUUUUAAAUUCGGGUUCAAAUGUAUAUGUUUAUCGCGCGAAGAAUUAAGAAUGGGGGGAUGUUAAAAUAACCCCUUUUGGCAAAAUUCCUGGGAUCAGGAAUUUCCAGGGCCCUUCAAUGAACAGCUAGUAUUCAAGAAAGCAUCAGUUGUAAAAUUAAGGUACACGAAUAUUUGGAAUAAAAGGAGCAUAAUUUA